CCAAGCUAGAAAUCGAGAUAGAUAGUCUCCGCAUGUGGGCGGAUAGUAAAUGUGAGAACAAAAGAAGAUAGAAACAGCAGCCUCUCUCUCCGCAGUCCAAACACAGAGCCGAGCCAAAGCAAAAUAGGUACUAACUAACCAUAAUAAUAUGUUAUAGCAAAACCAUAUAUAAUGAAUUAAUGCGGAUUUGGAGUUAUUAAGCGGAGUAAGUCGAGACUUACUCUUGAAGUCGACUAUCCCUAUAUAUAUAUAUAUGGCAGCAAAACCCAUUUUACAUCAUCCUUAGCUGUGAUCUUAGUUGAUUUUAGAUGCAUAAUUAAUUAAUUGUCGAGUGAUCCUUUAACUUUUAGCUUGUGAACACUAGUCGGGAAAUCAAUCGGUCUGUGGCUAUCUAUUUACUUAUCAAACUCCAUUCUUUGAGCUCAGCAUCAACAAGAGUGGGAGAGUGGUGCCACUGGAGGAUUUUUCAGAGUCAUUCUGUAGAAACAGACAAGUUUUCGAGCAUCUAAAAUGGAAAAACAGAAGAGUUUUCGUGGAUUUAUGGAAAAACAGAAAAGUUUUCGUGUUGUGAUGGAGAAGCAGCUCAGCUUCAUGGGAAGCGAGAGGAAGAAGAGCAAGGAAUCACCCGGGAAACGUGGUGACUUACCCAUUCAUUUAGCUGCCCGGGCAGGGAACUUGAGUAGAGUGAAAGAGAUACUUCAAAACUGCUCUAAUUAUGAGACCAAGGAUUUUUUGGCAAAGCAGAACCUUGAGGGGGAGACCCCUCUUUACGUGGCUUCAGAGAAUGGACAUGAUUUGGUUGUUAGUGAGAUACUAAAAUACCUGGACUUGCAAACUGCUUCUAUUGUUGCCAGAAAUGGCUACGACCCGUUCCAUGUUGCUGCAAAGCAGGGUCAUCUUGAGGUGCUGAGAGAACUGCUGCACUCUUUCCCCAACUUGGCCAUGACUACGGAUUUGUCCAAUUCAACUGCUUUACACACAGCUGCUACCCAAGGUCACAUUGAUGUGGUGAAUCUCCUUUUGGAAUCAGAUUCAAACCUUGCAAAAAUAGCCAGGAACAAUGGUAAGACUGUCCUUCACUCUGCGGCUAGAAUGGGGCAUUUGGAAGUUGUGAAAGCCUUACUAAGCAAGGAUCCAAGCACUGGAUUUAGGACUGACAAGAAAGGUCAAACUGCACUACACAUGGCUGUGAAAGGGCAAAAUGAAGAAAUUUUACUGGAAUUGGUGAAACCUGAUCCGGUAGUUUUAAAUCUAGAGGAUAAUAAAGGAAAUACAGCAUUGCAUAUUGCUGCAAAGAAGGGCCGUAAUCAGAAUGUCCGCUGCUUGUUAUCAACGGAGGGUAUUAAUAUCAAUGCUACUAACAAGGCGGGAGAGACUCCUCUUGACAUUGCAGAAAAAUUUGGAAGCCCAGAUCUUGUCUCCUUAAUGAGGGAUGCUGGGGCUGUUAAUUCCAGUGACCAAGGGAAACCUCCAAACGCAGCAAAGCAACUUAAGCAGACUGUCAGUGAUAUAAAGCAUGAUGUGCAAUCCCAACUCCAACAGACUCGCCAGACGGGCAUGAGAGUCCAGAAAAUCGCUAAGAAGCUGAAAAAACUCCACAUAAGUGGCCUGAACAAUGCGAUAAACUCUGCUACUGUUGUUGCCGUUCUCAUUGCCACAGUUGCUUUUGCAGCCAUCUUCACUGUCCCCGGUCAAUACGUCGAAGAGAAAGUACAGGGCUUUUCACUUGGACAAGCAAAUAUAGCAAACAAUGCAGCAUUCCUGAUAUUUUUUGUGUUUGAUAGCCUGGCAUUAUUCAUCUCUUUGGCUGUCGUGGUGGUUCAAACUUCAGUUGUUGUGAUUGAGCAAAAGGCAAAGAAACAGCUUGUUUUUGUCAUUAACAAGCUCAUGUGGCUGGCUUGCCUUUUCAUUUCCAUUGCCUUCAUUUCUCUCACUUACGUGGUAGUGGGAUCACACUCAAGAUGGCUUGCUAUAUAUGCUACAGUGAUUGGAAGCUUGAUAAUGCUCUCUACAAUUGGUUCUAUGUGCUAUUGUGUCAUUCUGCAUAGGAUAGACGAGACAAAAUUGAGGGCUGAGAGCCGUUCUUUCUCCAUGUCGCAUGCAUCAGAUCAGGAGAUUUUAAACGGUGAAUACAAGAGGAUGUAUGCACUUUAGGAUUCUAUAUGCUAUUGUGUCAUAUAUGGGUCGUUGCUACCAGGCGGCAACAUAUUAUGUAAAGACAAGCUACGAUCUACGCUAGACUACAGAAACGGUGGACAGUCCAAUGUAGUAUUAUGAUUGCCGAAUCCACAAACAGGUAAAAGGGAUCAUGUGUUGUCAAAUAUAGUAUGAUGUUAGUGAUUAGUAGGAUAAGACUUGAUUGAUUGUUGUUGUAUGUAAAAUGUGUAUUAUCCUUAUGUAUACAUUGAAAUAAAAAAAAAAUAUCUUAAGAAGUA
Trifolium pratense (red clover) is the source of this 2435-nucleotide messenger RNA. RefSeq names its product ankyrin repeat-containing protein At5g02620-like. The record is from RefSeq and is a predicted model, not a curated record. The transcript has 4 exons. Bases 511 to 2154 code for a protein of 547 amino acids. Gene Ontology annotation, cellular component: plasma membrane. Lineage: Eukaryota; Viridiplantae; Streptophyta; Magnoliopsida; Fabales; Fabaceae. Gene Ontology annotation, molecular function: protein phosphatase 1 binding; protein phosphatase regulator activity.